This is a messenger RNA of Rhagoletis zephyria (snowberry fruit fly), 1125 nucleotides long. RefSeq lists its product as uncharacterized. Lineage: Eukaryota; Metazoa; Arthropoda; Insecta; Diptera; Tephritidae. Gene Ontology annotation, molecular function: RNA-DNA hybrid ribonuclease activity; nucleic acid binding. The record is from RefSeq and is a predicted model, not a curated record.
AUGACUUACUGGUCAUGCAACGCAGUUGUGAAGCCGAUAGUCACCUAUGCAUCCUUGGUAUGGUGGACAAAAGCGACACAAAGAACUGCUAGCGCAAAACUUAGCAAACUGCACCGAAUGGUGUGCAUUGGUAUAACAGGAGCUAUGCGGACCUGGCCUGCUGAUGCACUUAGUGCUCUUGUAGGCAUACCGCCCUUUCCAAUUCUAAUAGAGAGGGAGGCCAGUCUAUCGGCACUGAGAAUCCUAAAUACUUCCGAGUUAAAAACCGUAAACAUGACAGGUCAUAUGAAGGUCCUUAUGAAAUUCACAAAUUACCCUAUAAUGCAUAUGAGGGACUCAGUAGCUCCGAUACUAGUAAUUUCUAGGAAUUUCAAGGUAUCUAUUGCGGACCGAGCAUCCUGGAGCACAGGAAACCCCUACACCAAACCCGGAGCUGAAGUUUGGCACACUGACGGAUCAAAACUUGAAGAUGGAAAAACUGGAGCUGGUAUAUUUGGGCCGAAUUUUAAAAGAUCGAUACCAAUGGGCAGCUACCCCACCAUUUUCCAAGCAGAGAUUCAUGCGAUCGAUAUCUGUGGCAGAGAAUGCCUCAGAAGAGGCACAUCCUCUAAAAACAUCUGCAUUAUGUCGGACAGUCAGGCUGCCUUGCUAGCACUGAGGUCCCACAUAAUAACAUCCAAACUAGUGUACGACUGCCUCAACACCCUAAACGGUCUUGGAAGCAAGAACACAGUAUUACUGGGCUGGGUGCCGGGGCACGAGGGCCAUGACGGCAAUGAACAGGCGGACGGCCUAGCAAAACACGAAGCUACCACACUAUUCCAUGGCCCGGAACCCUUUUGCGGGCUCACCAAAGCCCACUUAAGGGAGGUCAUAAACAAGUGGGUCGACAAAAAAUUCGAUAGGCACUGGAAUGAAUGUCUGGGACAAAGACAAGCUAAGCGGUUCAUCUGUCCAUCACAAGAAGCUUUAAAAAAGCUCAUAAAUCUAGGCAGGGAGGACCUUCGAACUGUCACUGGGUACUUCACGGGACAUUGUUCCCUGCGUUAUCACCUCAGUAAAAUGAAUCUUUCAGACACGAGCGUCUGUCGCUUCUGUGAGAUGGACUCUCGCAUGUGUGUGUGA